AUGGCCAUAGCGAUUUCAAUAGCCUUCCCGACUACAUUUCAUCGAAUUUGCAUAUGGCACAUCACAUCAAAGUUCUCUGUUAAGUUACCACAUUCUGCUUAUAAGGAGUAUUGGCGUGAAUUUCAGAAAGCCAUAUGGGAUACUGACAAUAAGGAUGAGUUUGAUGCAAAAUGGAAUAUUGUGGUUACAAAGGCUGGUUUGACUGACCAUCCAUGGCUAAGUUCAAUGUUUGAUUUAAGGGAAUCUUGGGUUCCAGCCUACGCACGACAAUUUUUUGCAGCUGGAAUGUCAAGCAGCCAAAGAGCGGAAGGUUCUCAUGGUUUUUUCAAGCAAUACAUAUCAAGGAGAAAUUCGUUGAUGGAUUUCAUAAUACGAUUUGAUAGGGCACUUUCUCAUCAACGUGAAAAAGAGUUAGUUGCUGAUCACGUAGAUGCAUUUGAAGUGGCUGAAUGUCUUCUACCGAUGCCAAUGAACAAACAAAUGGCUACCUUGUACACAAGGACAAUAUUUCAAAAGUUUGAGCAAGAACUAAUACAAAGUACAACAUGUUUCCUAGAGCUCAAAACAGAGGAUGCUUGUAAAGUUGUGUUCAACGUGAGCGAAAGGCAAAAUUGGGAAACAAGAGUGGCAGAAGUCGUAUAUGUCAAAGAUUCUGACCACGCAUCGUGUAGCUGCAAAAGAUUUGAAUUUGUUGGAAUUAUUUGCAAGCACAUCCUAGCAUUGUUCAGAAGGGACCAGAUUGAAUAUAUGCCCGAUAAAUAUAUUUUGAAGAGGUGGAAGAAAACUGCGAAAUCUGGAUUGGUGUCAGAUGCAAAUGGCAACGAAAUUAAAGACUGUGCAGAUCCUGGCCUUCUAAUAAAGCGGAGUACAAUGUCUCGACUUGCUUCAGAUGUGGUUGAGGAUGCAUUAAUGAGUGAAGAAGGAUGUGAGCUACUGUCAGAGACUCUAAAAAGUUUGCAGGUGAAGUUGAAGUUGCUGAAGGAUGGACCAAGUAAUAACGAAGUUGGAGGGUCCAGCUCUCAAACACAAUAUAUGAAAGACCCUAAGAGAGUGAGGUGCAAAGGAAGGUCGAAAGGAGUAACGGGAGCAAAGGAAAAGGCAAUGAAGCGAGGGAUUAGACACUGUCGGGAGUGUGGACACAUUGGUCAUGAUAGAAGACAAUGCCCAACCUUGAACACACCGACAUCACCGUCGAACAAUGACGAAUCAACUCCAAUACAUCGUAGUGACCCAUUAUUCGACGAUUUUGACAGGAUGCACGGACCAACUGAAUGA
Prunus persica (peach) is the source of this 1275-nucleotide messenger RNA. Its product is annotated as protein FAR1-RELATED SEQUENCE 5-like. Gene Ontology annotation, biological process: regulation of DNA-templated transcription. Lineage: Eukaryota; Viridiplantae; Streptophyta; Magnoliopsida; Rosales; Rosaceae. The coding region runs from base 1 to 1275 and encodes 424 amino acids. The transcript has 2 exons. The record is from RefSeq and is a predicted model, not a curated record. Gene Ontology annotation, molecular function: nucleic acid binding; zinc ion binding.